Scheffersomyces stipitis CBS 6054 is the source of this 3183-nucleotide messenger RNA. It is a transcript of the gene MED14, whose product is annotated as Med14p. NCBI's taxonomy places the organism in Eukaryota, Fungi, Ascomycota, Pichiomycetes, Serinales, Debaryomycetaceae. Gene Ontology annotation, cellular component: core mediator complex; mediator complex. The annotation marks the transcript as partial. Gene Ontology annotation, biological process: regulation of transcription by RNA polymerase II. The transcript has 5 exons. The record is from RefSeq and is a predicted model, not a curated record. Gene Ontology annotation, molecular function: transcription coregulator activity.
CCAGAACUUCCCCAUAUCACCAAUAACGUGAUCCCACUUUCCAACGUGUUGAAGUUCUACACCCAAGAAGCGUUUAAGCAGAUCACGACUCUUGUAGAGAAUUUAGCAUCCACCAAAGAUAGCGAGGAUGACUCGGUGCGUAAAAAGAAGUUUUUGGAGUUAAUCAUUGCAUUGAGGCAAGACUUCAUCAAGAUCUAUACAUUGGUGAAAUGGGCAGCUAACUCCAAAGACGUAUCGAGAUUCAUAGACUUGUUAAACUGGUUGAGAAUGCAAGAGUUCUACUUUGACCAGCUCACUUUUCAGCUCAAUGCCCUUAACGGCUACAGUGGAGCUAAGUUGCCUAACUCGGACUUAAUCACUAGUUUGGAGGUGUUGUUCAAAGGAAGACCUCAGCUACCUUCUUACAACUAUAUUAAGAUUCCCAAGAUCAGUCCAGAGAAGACGUUGGAAGUGAUGCAGGACUUGAAUCUCAUCUUGAUGACAAGGAUCGCUUUGAUCGACAUACCGAAACGGUUCAUCAACAACUACGUCAUCAAAGACGGCCGAAUAUACUUCUCCGUGCCGAACGAGUUUCAGGUCUCUAUAACCGUAGCAAACGAUAUGAUAAUAGAGUCACAUGACGAAUACACUAAGUCUCCUUUCUACUUCAUCGACUUCAAGUUUCUCUUUGGAAUCAACCCAGACACAUCUUUAAUUACCCAUAGAGACAAUAAGAUCGUCACCAAAUUGCCCCGGUCCAGUCACGAAAACUUGGAAAAAAUCGUCAACGCUACUCUCUUGAACCAGGGCCUACAUGGUUUGUACGACCUUCUUCACAAGUUCUCGAUCUCUUUCAAGUUGUACUUGAUAGCUAAACAGUUGAAGGAGCUACAGAUCAACACCAGAUGGAGAAAUAACCUCCAGGUAAACUAUCAGAAUGGCAAGCUGCUCAUUAUUCUAAACUAUUGGUCCGGCCAGUACUUGUCCAAGGGCUGGAAGUCCUUUAUUGAGCUAGGAAUUGACCGUAACUACAACCUCAACUUCAGGUGGUUCAAGAAUGGAAAAUAUAACGUCAAUACCGAGUUGUCUGCUCUCUUCAAUAAACAUCUCAAGAACACUAAUGAAGGAGAAGAAGAGAAGGACGACUCAACAGAUGACAUCGAAGAGCCAGAAGACUUGAAUGUAGACCUUAUCUUGAAUAUCGUGGUCAACAAGCAUUCAGAGCUACUUAUGAGUAAAGUGUUCAACUCUCUAGAUGCGAAGUUAAACACAACUGACAACCCCGAUCAAAUCUCCUACAUUACACCACACCAGCUUUUGAUAAAGUCAUCACCAACAAAAUCGACGAUUUUCUGUAUCAAUCCGUUGACAGGUUUGUUCUACUUUAUUGAUCCCUGUCCGGUUCAAAAUCUCAUUGCGAAGAAGAUCAACUCACCUCCCACAGUAGUAAAAAAUAAGAACUUCGUAGCUGAGAGUGAUAUGGUGAAUACUAUAGUCGAUGGCUUGACUCAGUUGAGGUUGGAAAUCUUCAAUAAAGAGAUUCACAACAGAUUAUUGACCACUGAAUGGAUCAAUAACGAUAUCAUUGGCCUCAACGACUACGAAAUUAGUAGACUUUCUAACUUUUUUGCCAACAGCCUUGACUACAAUCUCAACGUCAAUAAAAUCCAAUUCUAUAGACGCAAGAACUGGCCCUCUAGUUGGUUUUUGAUCAACCUUGUCAGUGGGGUCACCUCUGUGACUUUCUGGUGGGUAGCCAGAAUCAAGUCUGUCAGUGGCGAGUGGAAAAUUCAGUGGAUACAAAAGUUGCAUUUGAAUGAGAAGACGCCUUCUGUGGAAAUUACAGACGACCCUACGAAUUUGAACUUUGAAUUCUUCAACAAUUUAUCGACAGCAUGUUCGAACAUGAUAAUAGACCACAUGCUUCUUGAAGAAUUGUUUAAGAGGAAUAUCAAGUUCCUCAAGGUUGACAACACGGCACUUAUCUUGCAAAAGUUCAAUAUUGAUAAGAUUCCAGACGAUGAAGAUACACAAGAUACUGAUGAUAAGAAUAAACCUUUGAUCUAUGAGUCGAUUAUCAUGAUUUACAACGACAACAACUUGCUCCCCGUUUACAACUCCGCCACUAGCUUGUUCUUGAAGAUCAAGUUGAUCAAUUUGAAUAACUUGACUCAAAUGAAGUUGAAGCUCUUUGGUAAGUUAAGAAACUUGUCUAUUAGAAAUUCUCCAGAAAACUUUUUGCAAUUAAAUUUGAAGAUAGAUGAGAUCAAGAAUUUCUUUGAGAUCGACGAUUUAAUUAAUUUGUCUAGUAGAACAAACGGUUCUGAUUCUGCUUCAUCAGCAACGACAAAUCAUUUAUUGGACAAGAUCUUCAACAACUUGAACAAGUUAAACAAAUUGAUAAAGAUUUUGGACCAGUUGAAUAAGAACAAAAUUCAAAUCAUAAAUAAUUCUGUCAACGAUAUUAUCAUUAAAAUUGAUGACAAUUUGGACAACUUGAUUAUCAAGCUUCCUGAAAAGGCUACUGAUUCGAUCAAGUUAAUUAGCGAGGAAGAAGUGAAAGACGGCGGCAACCCUGAAGUCAAAUUGAUAUUGGACUACUUGAACAAAUAUUUGAGUAAUUACUACUCUGACGAUUUUUUUGCAAACGAUGAGGAUAAAUUUUAUGAUGGAAACAAGAAAACCUCGAUCGUUGGUAUCAUCAAGUAUUUGAAGGAGAUCAAUCCAAUUUUGAAGUCAGUACAAACUAUCAAAGCGAAAUUGAGAAAACCGGAGAGUGCAUUCAAGUUGAGCAACGGAUUAUCGAAAUUAAAUUUUGACAUCAAGUUCACCACGUUGAAUUUGAUUCAAUACGUUUUCCACAUGAAUUACCAAACUCCCAGCUCAUCAAAAAAGAUAUUCAAGGACAAAAUAGUGAUCAGCUUAAGUUUCAAGAACAACAAAUUCGACAAAGUAAGCAAGAAUUUGAUCAAAAUUUCUUUGAAGGAUAACCUUAACUCGAAGAACUUGAAGUACAAGAAGCUUUUUGAAUUGAUUUUCAAAUCUAUCAACGAUGGCUCCAUGGAUGCUCAUGCUCAUCAAUUGAUCAAGUUGAACUAUGAUUUCUUGGUUAACUCCAGCUUAGUGGGUGAGUUGAUGGUAAGAAUAGCCAACUGUUUCGUUUUGUAUUUGCAAGCGGAAUCUAACGGCAGAUAUAACCAGUAG